Messenger RNA from Trichoplusia ni (cabbage looper), 553 nucleotides. Its product is annotated as UPF0691 protein C9orf116. Lineage: Eukaryota; Metazoa; Arthropoda; Insecta; Lepidoptera; Noctuidae. The coding region runs from base 148 to 522 and encodes 124 amino acids. The transcript has 3 exons. The record is from RefSeq and is a predicted model, not a curated record. Gene Ontology annotation, biological process: axoneme assembly. Gene Ontology annotation, cellular component: axonemal microtubule.
AAAUAAAUCCGUCAAGUUGUCAAGGUAACGCCUUUGUUUGCGGAUCAAUUGUCCCACUUUAGUGAAAUUAAUACGAUAUUCAGAUUUUGAUUUCGAGACGCUUCGGUGUCGUGUUUGCAAGUUUUUUUUUAAGGCUUUAAAGUAACAAUGAGUGACCAGAAGGCGAUAGAACCAGGAAAAAUGGUCCCUGGGUACUGUUCCGCGACCUGCACUGAUAAGGAGAGUAUGAGAAAGGAAAUUAAAAAGCCGGACGUUAAGACAUCGGAUUUAUUUGUUACCUGCAACCUUCCGAAGAGAUUCGAAUAUCCUCAUUGGUUCAAUGGUUACGGUUGCCAGGAGAGCAAACAACACCCGUUCUACAGAACAACUGCCAGCGAAUACGGGUGGUAUCCUCCAGGGAUAUAUUCCGUGCCGUCAGUAUUCUACCCUGCCGGUCAGACGUUCACGAACCGGCUGGCUUCUGCCGGAAUGUACCGGAAUUACAGCCUGAACACCGGAAUGGAUCCCGUGGGAUAUCAGUAGAACUGACUAGGAGUAGGACCCAUCUGCAAAA